Messenger RNA from Oncorhynchus mykiss (rainbow trout), 613 nucleotides. RefSeq names its product EF-hand calcium-binding domain-containing protein 9. Lineage: Eukaryota; Metazoa; Chordata; Actinopteri; Salmoniformes; Salmonidae. Gene Ontology annotation, cellular component: cytoplasm; sperm principal piece. The record is from RefSeq and is a predicted model, not a curated record. Gene Ontology annotation, biological process: flagellated sperm motility. Gene Ontology annotation, molecular function: calcium ion binding; calcium ion sensor activity.
UAGUGGUCAGUCAGUGUCAGGUAGAGCUGAGAGGGACAGCACUUCUGCAGUGGUCAGUCAGUGAGCCAAGAUGAAGCUAAAGAAAGGAGCUCUUUUAAAUUAUCUGGACUUUGACAGUGUCUACUGUCUUCUCUCCCUGCGCAACGCCAAAAUACUGUCUGAUUACUUCAAACUACUGGAUGUCCACAACAGGAACACUCUGAAUGACAUCCAGUUCUACCACUUCAUGCACCAUGUGACUGACCUGAAGAAGAAGGAGAUCAUGAUGACCUUUGACAUGUUAGACUGGAACGCCAGCGGAGAGAUCGCCUUCGAACAGUUCUACAUGCUGGUCUGCAUCCUGCUCUGCAGCGAGUACCACGUGGAGAAGAACUUCAUCUUCCGUCACUCCAGGCCGGUGUUUGAGUUGCUGGACAUGGACGGAGGUCGCACCAUCAGCCCCGCCGAGUUCCAGGCCUCUGGCUUCCUGUUCAACCUCAAGGGACACGCCCUCGAUAAGAUCUUCUACGAGUUCGACGUCUCCGGAGACGAGCACCUGAACUACAAGGAGUUUAAGAUGUUCACUAUGGCCUGUAUCGACAUGCAGGAGGAGACCAAGAAGAUGCAGAAGUAA